AUGGCUGUGAACAUACCAGGCAUCAUCGCCAUCGUGAUCUUCUACCUGCUGAUCCUCGGCAUCGGGCUGUGGGCGGCCCGAAGGGGGGCCAAGAAGAACCCGGACGGUCCGGAGAGCGAGGAUGUCAUGCUGGCGGGACGGGAUAUCGGGCUGGUGGUCGGCAUGUUCACCAUGACAGCAACGUGGGUGGGAGGAGGCUAUAUAAACGGAACAGCGGAAGUGAUCUUUGACCCUGCGCAGGGGUUCAUCUGGUGUCAGGCGCCGUUUGGAUAUGCCAUCAGUCUCGUUAUAGGAGGACUUUUCUUCGCGAAGAAGAUGCGAGCUGCCGGCUAUGUGACGAUGUUGGACCCGUUCCAGCGGCGGUACGGAGACAGGAUGGGCGGGCUGCUCUUCAUCCCCGCUCUGCUAGGGGAAGUCUUCUGGUCCGCAGCCAUCUUGUCCGCUCUGGGCGCGACGCUGAAAGUUGUGCUUGAACUUGAGAUCAACACUGCUGUGAUCGUCUCGGCCGCCAUUGCCGUGUUCUAUACCUUAUUUGGAGGGCUGUACUCCGUGGCGUAUACUGACGUCAUACAGCUCAUUUGCAUAUUUCUUGGACUGUGGAUCUCCAUCCCCUUCGCCCUGACGAACCCCCUGGUGUCGGAAAUCGGGACCACCACCGAGACCCGGCUCCUGUACACGCCUGUGAACGCCUCCGUGUACAACAGAACCUUCAACCAGACAGAGACGGCGGGCUGGUACGGGACGUGGGACACCACCUACACCGGCGUCUGGAUAGACUACGCUCUGCUAUUGAUGUGUGGCGGUGUCCCGUGGCAGGUGUACUUCCAGCGGGUGCUGUCCUCACGAUCGGCCCACCGUGCGCAGGUGCUGUCGUUCACGGCUGCGAUUGGUUGCGUCAUCAUGGCCAUUCCCGCCGUUCUGAUUGGUGCGAUCGGAGCCUCCACAGACUGGCCAUCAACAAGCUACGGCAAAGACCCCGCCACGGAAGACCCGCCACAAGCCAGCCUGAUCCUGCCGCUGGUCCUGCAGCACCUGACGCCCGUGUGGGUGUCGUUCUUCGGACUUGGCGCCGUGUCGGCUGCCGUCAUGUCGUCUGCGGAUUCUUCCAUCCUCUCAGCGAGCUCCAUGUUCUCCAGGAAUGUGUACAAGCUGGUCUUCCGCCAGAAGGCGUCUGAGAGGGAAAUCAUCUGGGUGAUGCGCGCGUCCAUUUUCGUGAUGGGAGCGCUGGCGACUGUCCUGGCACUCACCAUCAAGACCAUAUACGGUCUGUGGUUCCUGUGCUCCGACCUGGUGUUCGUCAUCCUGUUCCCCCAGCUGAUCUCUGUGGUGUACCUGCAGUUCACCAACACGUACGGCUCGCUGUGCGGCUACAUCGUGGGGAUGGUGCUCAGGUUAUGCGGAGGGGAGACGAUCAUUGGUCUCCCGCCAGCGAUCAAGUUCCCGUACUUCGUGGAGCCUGAGACCCAGCUGUUCCCGUUCCGCACCCUGGCCAUGCUGUGCAGCUUCGUCACCAUCCUGCUGGUUUCCCUCCUCACACAGCGGCUGUUCAAAGGAGGCGUCAUCCCGCUUAAGUACGACAUUGCCGGCUGCUACAGUCCGGAAAGGGAACGGAACGGACCCAAGACGACGGAAGUGGCGAUGAACGACGCCGGGUAUCCGGAAACCGCGUUUCCUCCGGAAGGGAAAUACACGCCUUACGAUACCUCCAAACUGUAAAUAACGUAUAGAUAUUGUACUUAUACUAUCAUGAAAGUUCAUCUGUGUUGGUAGUUACAUGUUUAAAAAAUGAUUCUCACCUAGAGCUUUCGACCAGUCACUCAAAACAUCACCGAUUGAGAACAAUAAAGGAUACGCAACCGCGUUAAACCGGAAGGGAAAUACACGCCAUAUGAUACCUCCAAGCUGUAAAUAACGUAUAGAUAUUGUACUUAACUUGUUAUCAAUUAAGUCUCACUGUAAUGAUGUUGUCUUUGACUGUUAGUGUUAGCAGUGCCCGUUUGAAAAUCUGACAAAAUCGCAACUUUUUCUUAAGGCUACAUUGUACUUUAUUUUGAUAUCGCCCUACGUUUGAUUCACCAAAAAAUGCAAACAUCACCAAUUAAUUACCAAUAACAGAUAUACGUUCGUCAACUGGCUUCUUAAUACAUGUACUUAUAUAUUAUGUGUCUCUGAGAAGACUUAAGGACACCACCUAUUUAACAUGUCGUACUUUUAUCUCCUGUUGAGAUGGGCUAGUGUAGUUUCAUAGAAAGGAGGAAAAAACUUACGAGUAUCAUAGCGUCUAAAACAUAUCCACUAUACAGGGACCAAUAUAUAACACGGUCUACCUCUAGGGUGGGAGUGUAUCCGACACAUCAAUGACGCGUUUAUAGGUCAAAAUAAGGACUUUGUACGAAGCUAUCUGUAACCUUUUCCUUACCUGCCAGAAACUAAUUAGUUAAGCAGAUGAAAGAAAAAAGACUGAAACAUGCAUUUUGAUGAAAUGUGGUAAUGCAACUAACGGGACAAUCUGGGACUAACGGGACUGUAGAAAUUUUCUGACAUGUGUAUCUGAACUUUUUUUAUUAUUUUGAAAUAUGUAAAAAGUGUACGUUAAAACUCCGACAGCUGUCAUUUUUUCUAUACUUGGAAGCAGAUCUGAUAAUGAUACUGAAUCCUCAUGACUUCCAUUUCCAAGUAGUAAGCCUCGUGUUAAGAUACAUGAUAAAUGUAUAUAUAUAUUUCAACAGCAACAAACUAUAUAUCGAAAUUUUCUGUGACUUUUCUCUAUCAUGUACAUACUGGUAUUUCCUGUGGCAUUUCUCAGUAGGAUUCAUUGUAUGAUCACUUUUUAUGAAAUAGCACCCUUUCGAAAUAUAUGCAACGCCAGUGUGUAACACGUUAUAUUUGUAGACUUGACAAUGAAUAGGCUAGUAGUACGUAUACACAACAAUUCUACUUUGAAGAAACAAAUAAAGUUUGUGUGGUGAUUAUGUACAGGACUCACUGUAUAUAAGACCAAAGAAUACCUAGCCCUACGCUCUCUGUGUUAGAACUUAGAAGUAUGUAAUUGAUAUACAUAACUUUCGACAAUAACAAACUGCUACGUACAAUUCAUUCAAAUAGGAAAUGUGUUAGAUGUGAAGUAGAGACACACGUUAAUUCAUUAAAAGAAAAUAAGUGAAUGUCUAGAUCUGUGUACUAGUAAUUUACCCUGUACAUACGAUUAUAAUAAACGU
This is a messenger RNA of Branchiostoma belcheri (Belcher's lancelet), 3218 nucleotides long. Its product is annotated as high-affinity choline transporter 1-like. The record is from RefSeq and is a predicted model, not a curated record. Gene Ontology annotation, molecular function: choline:sodium symporter activity. Gene Ontology annotation, cellular component: plasma membrane. Gene Ontology annotation, biological process: acetylcholine biosynthetic process; transmembrane transport; choline transport. The transcript is spliced from 11 exons. The coding region runs from base 1 to 1716 and encodes 571 amino acids. Lineage: Eukaryota; Metazoa; Chordata; Leptocardii; Amphioxiformes; Branchiostomatidae.